AUGAGGGUAUGUAUGUGGUUGCUUUGUCUACAUUUGACUCUUGCAAACUCAAGUUUAGAAGACAACCUAAAGGAGCUAGACUUUAGAGCAAAACGGCAAAUUAAUACAUUACCUUUAAUCUACCCAUAUGGAGCAACUUAUAAGCUCAUCACCGGCUUCACAGCACCAAUAAAGAACGACGACAAAGUGCCGGUGAACUUUCUCUUCAACUUCCAGUACCAGUACUUGCAGUUCACGAACAUCACGCAGCUAUCGCAGUACUACGCCAUCAACACAGUGUCGAGAGAGCAGCGAGAUGCUGAUGUGGCGGGGAGGAAGGAUGAGAGAAUUGUGUUUUAUAGAUCUGUGGCUGAGAUGAUGGACUCGAAAGGUCUGAACGGCCGAGAAUGCGUGCUGCGUGCGAUCUGCGAAGCGGCGCAGUUCCCAGUAGAGGAAGAGGGCUUCGUUGGGGAGAUCCUACACGUAUUACUAACGCCAGACUACGGUAAAUCUCCUUUCGGAGAUCUGAAUGAAGACCUGAAGGAAGCCAUGGCGCCGUACGUGGACGCAGCAGUGGCCGGACGGCAGAUGUUCAGCUGUUCCUACAUCUAUGGCGGCUGUCCUGAGGGUCAGGGGAUCUUGGAGUUCAUCUCACAGUUGAGAGACGAGUAGAACCAUGAUUUGAAAAAGAAGAAGGCUGUUCCGAUUCGGGCGUCUUAAAGCAUUACAGCUCAUGAGAGAGAAUAGAUUUUAUAAUCAAUAAUGAAAUAUUGUCAGGACCAUGAGAAUAGGAGGAGCGGUCAUCAGAUUUUAAAAUAUACUUCGAUCAGUCCGUACUUGACAGUAAUAAGUCCUUACCAAUCCUCUCGGACGGUGGAUCUAUAGUCGAAUGUGGGGUCCCUUUG
Cydia strobilella is the source of this 884-nucleotide messenger RNA. RefSeq lists its product as uncharacterized. The record is from RefSeq and is a predicted model, not a curated record. Bases 1 to 651 code for a protein of 216 amino acids. NCBI's taxonomy places the organism in Eukaryota, Metazoa, Arthropoda, Insecta, Lepidoptera, Tortricidae. The transcript has 5 exons.